AUGACGUCACUGGAGCUCGAAUUGCCACUCGAGCGCCAAUCCUUCAACUUCAACGACCCUCCGCCCCCCCCAGUAGAUGCCUUCCCCGCACUGCGCUCACUCACGCUCCUCUACGAGCCCUCGCACUACCGCUUGAUCUCCCGCUGCUCCUCCCUCACCUCCCCCACCCUCUGGCGCCCCGACGCCUUCGGCCUCUUCUCCCUCUCCUCCUCCUCCUCCCCUCUCCACCGUUCCCUCGCCUCCCUCACCAUCCACUCCGCUUGGCUCGAAGCCGCUCUCUCUCCCCUCGCCGCCUUCCCUCGCCUCGCCUCUCUCGCCUUCCACUCCUGCAGCAUCGAUUCCUGUGAGCUUCAUGCUCUCUCUCGCUCCCUCCACACGCUCACCCACCUUGCCAUCCUCGACUGCCCCCUGGUCUCCAGUCACGUCCUUGCACCGCUGGUUGAAGCCAACCCUGCUCUCUCCUCCCUCUCCCUCCACUCCACAUCCUACCCUCUCUUCGCCGCCCAAGGCCUUCGUACUCUGCUCGUCCAUUCCUCCCCCUGCCUCCACACCCUCACUCUCUCCGGGUUGCCCUCGUACCGCCCGGGCAUGCUUGCACGCUGCAGCAGUCUGAAGCGUCUCACGUUGAAAGGAAGAGGGGAGGCGAGGGAGACAGAAGCAGCAGCAGCAGCAGCAGAAGCAACACCGGCAGAAGCAGCAGUAGUUGCCACGCCGGUUGCCGCCCACAGGUGCCGGCGUUACUACGUGGAUAUCCGGGCAGAAGCAACGGCAGCAAACGCUGACACCAUCGCAGCAAUGGAUGACUCACGAGCCCUGCUGAAGAACUCCCGGUGGAAGCUCAAGAAAGCAGCCGAGGAAGCUCUGCAGACUCCGCGCAUGCACAGGGAGUUUGCCCUGAUCAACAUCCGAAGUGCGGUUAUCAAGGUGCGUGCGGCCAUGUCGUUGUGCCGGUACAUGCAGGUGGCCGUGGUCGAAGUCGACGGCAGGAUGGCACGCGUGAAGGCACUGGCAAAGGCCGGCUUGGCUGCUGACGCAGCAGGGUUCUUCACUGCAGUGCUGGACCCUGCGAGAGAGGAGAAGGACCGGGAGAGGGAGGUGCAGGGGGGAGGAGGCAUGGAGGUGGAAGAGCUGGUGAAUUUCAUCCCUGAGACUGACCUGCCGGCUGAUCUGGCGGAGGUGAGCGAGACGCUGCUGGGGGAGGAGUCGGGUGGGUGGCCGGCCAUUGCGGCGGUGUCGCGAGCAGAGGCACGCGGGCUGCUGCAUGCGCUGACGGAGCAGCUGUUGGCGCAGAUUUCGCCUCUGGUAGUGGCCCUUCCUGGCUGCCUUCCCCCCUCCCCUCUGCCUCACCUCUCAUGUGCCCCUCUCCCCCCACCAUACCCCUCCCUCACCAUUCUUCAUCGUCCUCCCCCCACUAUGCUGUUCCAAGCCUGA
Molecule: messenger RNA, 1431 nt
Organism: Closterium sp. Naga37s-1
Lineage: Eukaryota; Viridiplantae; Streptophyta; Zygnematophyceae; Desmidiales; Closteriaceae
Source: the annotation of a GenBank genome assembly